AUGUCGCCAAUCUCCCGCCUCGCCCGCCUCCUCCUCAUCUUCCACGCACUCGUAAACAUGGCACUGGGCGCCUACCCCUUCUUCAACCCAGCCGAGUACUCUGCGAUCACAGGGGUUGAAGCGCCAGAGAGAGCUUUGCAGGAUAUUGGCCUCGGUACUAUAGCGAUAGGUUGGUACCAACUCAUCUUCACACUGCAAGGCAACCGCAAGAUGAUGGCGUCGACAAUCCCACUGCGGUGUGCAUUUGCAGGUCUCAUGUAUUUGUUGGAGAGGCCGCAGCCCUUGCUGAUUUACGAGUUGGUUGUUGUGUGGUUUUCAGGUAUUGCAGUGUUUGCAUAG
This is a messenger RNA of Pyrenophora tritici-repentis Pt-1C-BFP, 339 nucleotides long. RefSeq lists its product as uncharacterized. Lineage: Eukaryota; Fungi; Ascomycota; Dothideomycetes; Pleosporales; Pleosporaceae. The record is from RefSeq and is a predicted model, not a curated record.